AUGGCGCAGUCGCAAACUCGGCGAAAUGCCUGGGAAGGAUUAAAUGGACGAUCUCAAGCAGAUAUAGCAACCAACGAACUCCAUGUAUACAUUUACGACUAUUGCAAGAAGCACAAUUUCCAGCAGGCAGCAAAGGCAUUUGCAAGCGAGGCCAAUGUUUCAACGGAUCAAAUGCCACCUGUGGAUAUUCCAUCUGGUUUCCUUGGCGAUUGGUGGGGUGUAUUUUGGGAUGUUUAUAAUGCAAAACACAAUGAGGUGCUUGCUAGUAAGGAGGCUCAAGUUUAUGACAAUUACACUGCCAUGCUCCACAGUCGACGUGAGGAGAUUAUUCAACAGCAUCGUGCACAACAACAAGCUGUAGCUGCACAACAACAGCAACAGCAGCAAAGGCGGGCAUCUGAAGCAUUACGAAACUCGCCUCAACAACAACACAUGCUUCAACAACAGCAACAGCAGCAACAGCAACAAUAUCCUGGUGCUGGUGCUGCAGGACUAACACCACAAAGUGUGCCGUCACAGCAACAACCACAACAACAUGCUCGUCCUUCACCUGCAAGUAGUACCACAUCUCUUCCCACAAGCGGUAUGCCUACUCAUCCGACACCCAACACCAAUACCAAUCCUACUACCAACCUUGUACAUACUCCUCAAAGCAUGCCUGCAUCUUUACCGCAACAACACAUGCCUGGAAGACCACCACCCCCUCCUACACCCGUUCAACAGCAUCAACACGCUUCGUCACCUUCCUUCUCUCCUCAAAUCAUGCAACAACAACAACAACAACAACCACGAAUGAGUGAACCGAUGGGUGCUCCCACUCCUGCCGGUCAACCUCAACAACAACAUGAAAUGAUGAAUUCUCCUAUGGUGGGUCCACAAGGUAUGCCAAUGAGUCAAGCAAUGCUCAAUUCUCAACGAGCUGCCGCUGUGGCUGCUGCCGGUGGAAUGCAAAAUCCAAUGAUGGGUAUCAAUUUGAAUGGACGAGACUUUGCUUCAAUGUCACAAGAGGAAAAGAAUGCUCUUCAAAUGCAAAUCAAGCAACGACAACAAAUGGCUGCUGCUGCUGCUGCUCAAGGCAAUAUGAUGAGGAACCCGAACAUGAUGAACCACCCAGGUCGACCAGGAAUGCCAAUGCAGCAGCAACCACAACAACAACAUCCUCAAGGUGGCAUGAAUCCUCAACAACAGCAAAUGUUGGCUCAACAACAAGCCGCUGCCGCUGCUGCUGCCGCUGCUGCUGCAUCACAACAACCACCUCAUAUGGCACAGCAACAACCCCAACAGCAACCACAGCAACCACAGCAACAGCCACCAGCUACACCACAACAAGCACAAAGUAUGCCACCCAAUCAGCAACAACAUGCAAUGGAUAUGGCAGCUGCACGUAAUGCAGCCAUGGUUCAAGCUGGUAAUGGACAACCACGUGUUACUGCCAAUCCAUCAAUGACUAUGGGCGGUCCUGCUACUGCUGCACAAAUGUCUGCUGCCAUGCAAAACCCGAAUGCUAUGCAAAAUUCCCCUUUUGCUACUGAUCCUGCCACCAUGAAUAUGAUGAUGCAACAAAUGAUCAGCAAAGGACAAUUACCACCCAAUAUGACGGCUCAACAACAGAUGGCAUUUCGUCAACAACAACAUCAACGAAUGUUAGCAGCGAAUCGAGCACGAAUGAUGCAACAACAACAAUACCAACAACAACAAAUGGCAGCCGCUGCUGCUGCAAGUGGAGCAGGACAAGGACCCAAUCCUAUGGUGACUACGACUCCUGGUGGGAUGCCAAUGACAGCUGCCGCUGCUGCCGCUGCUGCUGCUGCUGCUGCUAGUGGUGGUGCCGGUUCUCCACAAGAUCCUGAAAAGGCCAGAGCCAUUGCUCAAUAUCAACGUCAAAUGCAAUUUGCUGCUGCUCAAGCUGCUGCUGCUGCUAAGCAACAACAACAAUCACCUCAAACACAUCCCAACAAACGACCUCGUCUUAAUACUGAAAAUGAACCUGGCACACCUGGCAAUCAACCUGGUGCUCAUCCUUCUCCCCAACUCAGCAAUGUUGGUAGUCCAAUGAUGAAUCAACAACAACAAGGUGGUAAAGGAGGAGCUGGUCGCAACAUGCCACCACAACAACAACAGCAACAACAAGGAACACCUAUGCAACAACGAGCAUCAUUUACGGGGAAUCAAGAAGCCAAUAACAAUAAUGCUCAAGGAGGAGGAGGAGGAGGAAAUACGAGUGCUACCACAUCACCACAAACCAAUCGUAAUAAUAAGCGAUCCACACCUACACAAGCACCUCAACAAAUCCCAUCUCAACAACAACAACAGGCUUCUUCACAGCAACAACAACAACAACAAAGAAUGCAAUGGAAUGCUACAGGAAUGGAAAUGGGUUCACCAGCAUCCACCAACGUCAAACCUGAAACCAUGCAAUCACCUGCAACAGCACCUUCUGCAAGUGCCGCUGUACCUACUAGCAGUGCUGGUGCUGGAGCUGGUGGAGGUGGUGGUAGUGGUGGUGCCAACAACAUGUCGUUUGAUCUUGAACGAUUCAUGAUGAGCGAUGGUGGUGAUUUCGCCGAGAUUUUUGCAGCCAAUGAUGAUGGUGAUGCCGCUCUUUUGAUGGGUGAUGGCGGUGAUAUGGAUGGCUUUAGCAACAGUUUCCUUGCCAGCAUGGGUGGCAAUUUGGGCGUGGAUGGAUCUCUUUCCUUACCGGUAGCGGGCCAAGUAUUACAACAACAUGGUGAAUUACAAGGACAUACCAACAAGGUCAUGACAUGUGCGUUUUCUCCCAAUGGCCAAUACCUUGUGAGUGGUGGAAGAGAUAAGCGUAUCCUGGUUUGGGGUGUCCAUGACAAGACCAAGUUGUACGAUCUCGGUGGUCAUGGAGGUGUUAUCAGCUGUGUACGAUGGAGUCCUGAUGACCGAAAUCUCGUUGCUACGGCAUCCUAUGAUAAGUCUAUCCGUAUAUGGGAUAUUGGUUCCGCCCUCUCAGGCAAUGCAGCCACUGCCAAGCAAAUCCUCAUGUAUGAACGUCGUAUUUCAGUCGUCGCUAUUGAUUUUUGCCCUGGACGACCCGAAAUUAUUUGCUCCAUGGAUCAAGAAGGCGAGUUGGAUGUAUGGAAUAUGAACACACAGCAAACCGAAAAACGAUUUAAAAUGCCGUUACAAACUGUGGGUCCCAAUCCAUUACGAUGCCAUCCACGUGACAGCAACAUCGUAGCAUGUGCAGUGGGUAACCAAUUGUAUGUGGUUAAUGUUACCAAUGCCAAGAACAAUGGUACUGGCAAUGAUGCGGCGAUUCGAACAAUCACCACGGAGGACUCAAAGAACAUAUCGGCAUUGGAUUGGUCACCCGAUGGCAACUUUUUGGUUACGUGCUCUGAGGGCCAUGUUGCUGUGUAUGAAGCAUCUCACUGGAAAAUGCUGGUAUCUCAAUCAGUACCCGGCAAGAUUUCAAGUUGUGCGUUUGCGAAUAGUGAUGGCGAUUGCAGCCUUGACAAGCUACGGGUAGUGUUUGGUGAAUAUGAAGCCGUUUACAUUUGGCAGUGCGGCGUAUCAGGUGCACAACCGAAACAAGCAGGAAAACAACCAGGAACCGUGGCUUGCAUUGCUUGUGCGUCCAUGGACAAUACCCAAGUGGUGGCAACUGCAAGCCAUAGCAUCAAGGAUAAAAAUCUCAUCCUUUGGACGUUAUAG
This is a messenger RNA of Lichtheimia ornata, 3684 nucleotides long. RefSeq lists its product as uncharacterized. Lineage: Eukaryota; Fungi; Mucoromycota; Mucoromycetes; Mucorales; Lichtheimiaceae. The record is from RefSeq and is a predicted model, not a curated record. Bases 1 to 3684 code for a protein of 1227 amino acids. Gene Ontology annotation, molecular function: protein binding; transcription corepressor activity. The transcript is spliced from 9 exons.